This is a messenger RNA of Pecten maximus, 15467 nucleotides long. RefSeq names its product cytoplasmic dynein 1 heavy chain 1-like. Lineage: Eukaryota; Metazoa; Mollusca; Bivalvia; Pectinida; Pectinidae. Bases 93 to 14060 code for a protein of 4655 amino acids. The transcript has 89 exons. Gene Ontology annotation, cellular component: dynein complex. Gene Ontology annotation, molecular function: ATP hydrolysis activity; minus-end-directed microtubule motor activity; dynein light intermediate chain binding. Gene Ontology annotation, biological process: microtubule-based movement. The record is from RefSeq and is a predicted model, not a curated record.
UGCAUCUGGACAGAUAGCCUAGGUUAUCUUCACUUUGCAAAGAAGAAAAAAGACCAAUUACCUGCCUAGGGAGUGGGCUAUUUCGCCAUAAAAUGGCGGACACAUCGGAGUCUGACACCACUGAAGUCCAAUCAGUGGCAGAUACCAGCGUGUUUUCGGAAUAUCUCUGCAGAAUUGUCCCAGUUUUGCUUGAAGAUCGUGAAUCUGCGUCUGCAACCCUGAAAACUGCUUUGGUAGAAAAACCUCAUAUAGAAAGUAUAAAGAAAUUUCUCGGCGAUCCACAGGUGCCAGUGUUGCUAGUGCAACGUUUAUCAACCAAAGAUGAAUCUGAGGAUGUGGCUGAGGGAGAUGGGGACAAUGAGGGAACUGUGGCCUAUAAUAUAACAUCUACUGUCAAGUACUCCAGUUCUAAGAUAUGCAGCAUGGUGCUUAUCAAGAGAGGGCCUGUGGUGGAAGCAGACAAGUCUUUUCCAUCACAGCUCAGAAUCAUGAACUUCAGUGAGGGGUCCCCAUAUGAAACUCUCCAUUCAUAUGUUGCCAAUGCUGUGGCCCCAUUCUUCAAAUCCUACAUCAAAGAAACUGGAAAGGCUGAGAGAGAUGGUGAUAAAAUGGCUCCAACUGUUGAAAAGAAAAUUUCUGAGCUGGAAAUGGGCCUUCUUCACCUACAACAGAACAUAGACAUCCCAGAAAUCACUUUGUCAAUCCACCAGGUGGUGUCUAGUGUCAUAAAAAAGUGUGGAGAGGAGAAUAAAAAGCCUAAGGUGGAGGACUUUGGGGACAAGGUGGAGGAUGCUCAAUUUCUCAAUGCACUGCAGAGUGGUGUAAAUCGCUGGAUCAAAGAAAUACAGAAGGUAACUAAAUUGGACAGAGAUCCAGCAUCAGGAACUGCUCUUCAGGAAAUCAGCUUCUGGCUUAAUCUAGAGCGUGCUCUACUUAGGAUCCAGGAAAAGCGGGAAAGCCCAGAAAUUGUCCUUACUUUGGAGAUCCUAAAACAUGGGAAACGAUUCCAUGCCACUGUCAGUUUUGACACAGAUACAGGACUUAAAACUGCUAUGGCCACUGUGAAUGACUACAACCAGCUUAUGAAGGACUUCCCUCUGAAUGACCUACUGGCUGCAUCAGAACUGGAUAGAAUCCGAGUGUCGGUGCAGGCCAUCUUCCUUCACCUGAGGAAGAUCCGACCAACAAAGUAUCCCAUUCAGAGAGCUUUGAGACUGGUAGAGGCCAUCUCCAGGGACCUCAGCUCACAGCUUCUCAAGGUGCUUGGAACACGACGUUUGAUGCACAUUGCAUAUGAUGAGUUUGAGAAGGUGAUGAAUGCAUGUUUUGAGGUGUUUGGGACAUGGGAUGAUGAGUAUGACCGGCUCCAGGGACUACUGAGAGACUUGGUAAAGAAGAAGAGGGACGAGCAUCUAAGGAUGGUGUGGCGGGUGAAUCCUGCCCACAAACGCCUUCAAGGAAGGCUUGAACAAAUGAGAAAGUUCCGGAGACAACAUGAACAGUUGCGUCAAGUCAUUGUACGUGUCCUCAGACCAGCAGUUAUCUCCUCUGUUCGAGCAACAACCCCAGGACAGGAUGAUGCAGAGCCCAAAACUAUUGAACCCAUGGUUGAUGAAGCAGCUGAUGCUAACGCUAUUGAGGAGGUGAAUCUGGCAUAUGAGAAUGUCAAAGAGGUGGAUGGACUUGAUGUGUCGAAAGAAGGUUCAGAUGCCUGGGAAGCAGCCAUUAAAAGGUAUGAUGAGCGCAUUGACAGAGUGGAAACCCAGAUUACAGCUCGACUGAGAGAUCAGCUAGGCACAGCCAAAAAUGCAAACGAAAUGUUCCGGAUCUUCUCACGCUUCAAUGCCUUGUUUGUGCGACCACACAUCCGAGGGGCGAUCAGAGAGUACCAAACACAGCUCAUACAGAGGGUCAAAGAUGACAUUGAGUCUCUUCAUGAAAAAUUCAAGGUUCAGUAUGCCCAGAGUAAGGCCUGUCGUAUGAGUAAAGUCCGAGAUUUACCUCAGGUGUCCGGCCGUAUCAUCUGGUCCCGACAGAUUGAGCGCCAGCUGAACACCUACCUUCGACGUGUAGAGGAUGUUCUGGGGAAGGGUUGGGAGAACCAUGUGGAGGGACAGAAACUCAAGGCUGAUGGUGACAGCUUCCGUAUGAAACUCAACACCACAGAUCUGUUUGAAGACUGGCAGAGAAAGGUCCAGCAGCGCCAACUGGUGGUCACAGGCAGGAUCUUUGUGAUUAUCAGCAUUAAAUCCAAGGUUAUGGCCAAGGGCAAUAUCCUCAAGCUUGGGGUCAACUUCCAGCCAGAUGUCAUCAACCUGUCUAAGGAGGUUCGUAACAUGAGGUGGCUCGGGUUCCGAGUUCCCCUCGCCAUUGUCAACAAGGCACACCAGGCUAACCAACUGUAUCCCUUUGCCAUCUCCCUCAUAGAGAGUGUCCGCACCUAUGAACAGACACGUGAGAAGAUUGAUGAACGUGCCUCCAUCAUGUUGCUUGUGGCUGGCCUUCGCAAGGAGGUGCAGAACCUAAUUGCUGAGGGUGUUCAACUGGUGUGGGAAUCCUAUAAACUGGAUCCUUAUGUACAGAGGUUAGCUGACACUGGCUUCAACUUCCAAGAAAAGGUGGAUGACUUGGUAGCAAUGGAGGAAGAGAUAGACCUGGAGGUGAAGGCUUUGGAGACAUGUGCCUACAGUAAUGCCACCUUCUCUGAGAUCUUAGGCAAGAUACAAAAGGCUGUUGACAACCUCAGUCUGCAUGGCUUCUCCAAUCUACAACAAUGGGUGGCCAAACUAGAUCAACAGGUUGAGGCUAAGUUAGCAGCACGGUUGGAGGCCGGUCUCAAGGCUUGGACACAGUGUCUGAAACAGAGUAAGGAGGAUACGAUGGACCACACCAUGGAUACAGAUGCUCCACAACAAGUCGCUCACAAGCCUGGAGGUGACCCCAACAUCAAGGGUUUGGUCCACGAGCUGAGAAUCACCAACCAGUUGAUCUAUGUGAAUCCUCCAAUUGAAGAGGCUCGUGUCAACAUCAUGCAGGAACUGUUUGGUUGGGAGGCAGUCAUCACAAGUCUGCCACGUAUCAGACACUCCAGGUACCAGGUUGGCCUGGAUGUGGAGUCCGAGUCAGAGACGACGUACCGUAAUGUGCUGACCAAGCUUCCCAGUAGUCAGAUCAUUCUGGAGGACGUUUACCAGGCUAUAGAGGACACCAUGAAGGAGUUCUCUGGCUAUGUGAAGGUGUGGCUCAGAUACCAGUCUCUGUGGGAUUUGAACCCUGAUGUGCUGUACAGUCGUCUUGGUAACAAACUCAAGGUGUGGAUGGCUACACUAGAGGAAAUCAAAGCCUCCAGAAAGACGUUUGACACAUCUGACACUCAGAAGGAGAUUGGACCGAUUAUUGUUCAGUAUGGUAAAGUACAGUCAAAGGUGAGCCUCAAGUACGACUCCUGGCACAAAGAAGUCCUCAGCAAGUUCGGCACUCUCCUUGCCACAGAAAUGCAGGACUUCCAUGGAACUAUCUCCAAGUCACGAACAGAACUGGAGCAACAAUCCAUAGACACGGCUAACACAUCAGAGGCUGUAUGCCUCAUCACUCAGGUCCAGGCUCUUAAACGCAAAAUGAAGACAUGGGAGAAACAGGUGGAGAUGUACAAUGAAGGACAGAGGAUCCUGGAGCGACAGAGAUUCCAGUUCCCAUCCAACUGGCUUUACAGUGACAACAUUGAAGGAGAAUGGGGAGCCUUUAAUGACAUCAUGAAACGCAAAGACUCUUCCAUUCAGACACAAGUAGCCAGUCUGCAGAUGAAGAUUGUAUCUGAGGACAAAAUCGUGGAGAGCAAGACAGGGGACAUGCUACAGGAAUGGGACAAAGAGAAACCUGUUGAUGGAGCAAUGCGUCCAGACAUGGCCACAAAGGCUCUGACAAUAUUUGAGGGUAAAUUCACUCGUCUGAAGGAGGAGAGGGACAAUGUUGCUAAGGCCAAGGAAGCAUUAGAGCUGUCAGAACCAGGUCAGCUUAGUCCCAGUGAGGAACGUGUCCUGGUCGCUUUAGAGGAGUUACAGGAUCUUAAAGGAGUAUGGGCUGAACUGUCUAAGAUCUGGGAACAGAUAGAUGAGCUCAAAGACAAACCAUGGCUCUCAGUGCAGCCCAGGAAGAUUCGUCAAUCUCUGGACGGGCUGUUGAAUCAGCUGAAGGACUUGCCUGCCAGGCUGAGGACGUACGCCUCAUAUGAACAUGUCAAGAGGACUUUGCAGACUUAUGCUAAGGUGAACAUGUUGAUAGUGGAGCUGAAGUCCGAGGCUCUGAAGGAACGUCACUGGAGACAACUGACCAAACGCCUCAAUGUCCGCUGGGUGUUGUCUGAACUGACACUUGGACUAGUAUGGGACGUGGAUCUCAUUAAAAAUGAACCAAUCAUUAGGGACGUGAUCCUUGUGGCCCAGGGAGAGAUGGCUCUUGAAGAGUUUCUCAAACAGGUCAGCGAAGUUUGGAGAUCUUAUGAGCUGGACCUGGUCAAUUAUCAAAACAAGUGUCGACUGAUCCGAGGCUGGGAUGACCUCUUCACAAAAGUCAAGGAGCACAUAAACAGUGUUACAGCCAUGAAACUGUCGCCAUACUACAAGCAAUUUGAGGAAGAUGCCUUAGCCUGGGAAGACAAACUGAACCGCAUCAAUGCUCUGUUUGAUGUAUGGAUAGAUGUACAGAGACGCUGGGUCUACCUGGAGGGAAUAUUCACAGGAAGUGCGGAUAUCAAACACUUGCUGCCUGUUGAGACAUCACGAUUCCAAGGUGUGAGUACAGAGUUCCUGGGUUUGAUGAAAAAGGUGACUAAAUCCCCAUUAGUAAUGGACGUAGUCAACAUUAACAAUGUACAGAGACAGUUGGAGAGGCUUGCUGACCUGCUCGGCAAGAUCCAAAAGGCUCUAGGAGAGUACCUUGAACGAGAGAGGGCAUCCUUCCCUAGAUUUUACUUUGUCGGUGAUGAAGAUUUACUGGAAAUCAUUGGCAACAGUAAGAAUGUGACCCGCCUACAGAAACAUUUCAAGAAGAUGUUUGCUGGUGUAGCCUCCAUCAUACUUAAUGAGGACAGCUCCCAAGUGAUUGGCCUACUGUCCAAGGAAGGUGAAGAGGUACAAUUUGCUACUCCAGUAUCGAUUGCAGCCAACCCCAAAAUCAAUGAGUGGCUGACACUGGUGGAGAAGGAGAUGAGAGUGACACUAGCCAAACUUCUGGCCUCCGCAGUGCAAGACAUUGCUGCCUUCAAAUCUGGAAAUAUUGAUCCCACCAAAUAUCUGCAGUGGGUUGACACUUACCAGGCCCAGUUGGUGGUUCUGGCAUCCCAGAUUGCCUGGUCGGAGAGUAUAGACAGUGCCCUAGUUGCUAUCGCUGCUCAAAAGAAUGUUGAGGACCUCAAACCCAUGAACAAUGUCUUACUGAUGGUGGAGUCCACUCUAAAUGUCCUUGCUGACUCUGUCCUCACAGAACAACCUCCAGUCCGAAGAAAGAAGCUGGAACAUUUGAUCACAGAGCUGGUACAUCAGAGGGGAGUCACUCGGAACCUCAUCAAACAAAAAGUCAACAGUCCCAAAAACUUUGACUGGCUGUGUAACAUGCGCUUCUACUUCGACCCUAAGAAUUCAGAGGUUCUACAGCAGUUGUCCAUACAGAUGGCCAAUGCAAGGUUUAACUAUGGCUUUGAGUACCUGGGGGUACAGGAUAAGUUGGUACAGACCCCACUUACAGACCGCUGUUAUCUCACCAUGACACAGGCUUUGGAGGCCAGACUGGGUGGCUCACCGUUCGGACCUGCUGGUACUGGUAAGACUGAAUCUGUUAAGGCCCUCGGAAAUCAGCUCGGAAGAUUUGUGCUGGUGUUCAACUGUGACGAGACCUUUGACUUCCAGGCUAUGGGCCGUAUCUUUGUUGGUCUGUGUCAAGUGGGUGCCUGGGGAUGUUUUGACGAGUUUAAUCGUCUGGAGGAGAGGAUGUUGUCCGCUGUCUCCCAACAGAUUCAGACAAUCCAGGAGUCCCUUAAAGAGUUGGCCAUUACAAAGGGCAAACAAGCCUCCCACAUUGUUGUGGAACUAAUCGGCAAACAGGUCAAGGUGAAUGCUGACAUGGCUGUAUUCAUCACCAUGAACCCUGGUUAUGCUGGUCGAUCCAAUCUACCUGACAACCUCAAAAAACUCUUCCGUAGUCUUGCCAUGACCAAGCCCGACCGUCAGCUCAUUGCUGAGGUGAUGCUCUACUCCCAGGGCUUCAGGACAGCAGAGAAGCUAGCCUGCAAGAUUGUCCCAUUCUUCAAACUCUGUGAUGAGCAGCUUUCACCACAAUCUCACUACGACUUUGGGCUUCGAGCCCUCAAGAGUGUACUGGUCAGUGCAGGAAAUGUCAAGAGAGAUCGCAUUGCCUGUUUGAAGCAAGGUUUAUUGGACCGUGGAGAACCUGUUGAUGAGUCAGUCAUUGCAGAGAACUUACCAGAACAGGAGAUCCUGAUACAGAGUGUGAUGGAGACUAUGGUUCCCAAGCUGGUGGCUGAAGAUAUCCCUCUCCUAAACAGCCUGCUGUCUGAUGUAUUUCCUGGAGUUGACUACAACCCUGCCGAGAUGUCCAACCUCCGCCAGGAAAUCAAACGUGUCUGUCAAGAGAUGUAUCUUGUGUACGGCGAACAAGAUGAACAGGGUGCCCACUGGGUAGAUAAGGUGCUCCAGCUAUACCAGAUCACCCAGCUCCACCACGGUCUCAUGAUGGUUGGUCCUAGUGGUAGCGGAAAGUCAACUGCAUGGCGAGUUCUCCUCAGAGCUCUGGAACGCCUUGAAUCCACAGAGGGAGUUGUCCACGUUAUUGACCCAAAGUCCAUCUCCAAGCAGAUCCUGUAUGGUAGUCUGGACCCUAACACAAGGGAAUGGACCGAUGGUCUCUUCACUCACAUCCUCAGAAAGAUCAUAGACAAUGUGAGAGGAGAAUUACAGAAGAGACAAUGGAUUAUCUUUGAUGGAGAUGUCGACCCUGAAUGGGUAGAAAACCUCAAUUCUGUGCUUGAUGACACUAAACUUCUAACACUUCCCAAUGGAGAGCGACUCGCUAUCCCUCCUAAUGUGAGGAUCAUGUUUGAGGUACAGGACCUGAAGUAUGCUACCCUGGCCACUGUUAGUCGUUGUGGAAUGGUUUGGUUCAGUCAGGAUGUCCUGUCUACCGAAAUGCUGUUUGAGAACUACCUUCUGCAGCUGAAGAACCUCCCAGUGGAGGAGGCUGAGGAUGAGGGCUUCAUGGGACUGACAUCUAAAACGGAGGCCAAAGAAGAGACCCUCUCACCAAACAUGCAGGUUCAGAAUGACUGUGCUGCCUUCCUGGCACCAUAUUUUUCGUCCGAUGGGAUCAUCGUGCGGUCUCUGGAAUAUGCUAAGGACCUAGACCAUGUGAUGGACUUCACCAGGAUGCGAGCUGUCAGUUCUCUGUUCUCCCUCCUUAACCAGGGUGUGAGGAAUGUCCUAACCUACAACCAUAACCAUUCUGACUUCCUCAUGCCGCAAGACCAGCUAGAGAAGUACAUCAGUAAGUACCUCAUUUACAGCCUGGUGUGGUCCAUGACCGGAGAUGGGCCACUCAAGAUGAGGAAGGAUAUGGGCGAGUUCAUCCGUAGUUGUACCACCAUAGCCCUUCCUACUGCCUCUUCUCACCCCAUUGUGGACUUUGAGGUGGCUAUCACUGGAGAAUGGGUACCCUGGCAAUCACGAGUCCCGCAAGUGGAAGUAGAGACUCACAAGGUCGCGUCUCCCGAUGUGGUCAUCCCAACCAUCGACACUGUCAGACAUGAGGCCCUACUCUUCACCUGGCUAGCAGAACACAAACCCCUUGUCCUGUGUGGGCCUCCUGGCUCUGGCAAAACCAUGACAUUGUUUAGUGCACUCCGUUCACUGCCAGACAUGGAGGUGGUUGGCCUGAACUUCUCCAGUGCCACAACCCCUGAGCUAUUGCUGAAGACAUUUGACCACUACUGUGAGUACAAACGUACUCCCAAUGGUGUGGUGCUGUCUCCAGUCCAGAUGAACAAGUGGCUUGUCCUGUUCUGUGACGAAAUCAACCUUCCCAAUAUGGACAAAUAUGGUACCCAGAGGGUGAUAUCAUUCCUCAGGCAAAUACUCGAGCAUGGUGGAUUCUACCGCACAUCUGAUCAGAGCUGGGUCAAGUUUGAAAGGAUCCAGUUUGUAGGAGCUUGUAACCCUCCAACAGACCCAGGAAGGAAACCCCUCUCUCACAGGUUCCUGCGCCAUGUACCGAUUGUGUAUGUAGACUACCCUGGAAAGUUGUCGCUGACCCAGAUCUACGGCACUUUCAACAGGGCCAUGUUAAGACUGGUGCCAAGUCUGAAACCCUAUGCUGAGCCUCUAACCAAUGCCAUGGUGGAGUUCUAUCUCUUGUCACAGGAGCGAUUCACCCAGGACAUGCAGCCCCACUAUGUAUACAGUCCUCGUGAAAUGACACGUUGGGUUCGUGGAAUCUGUGAGGCCCUUCGACCCCUGGAUAACCUCUCUGUAGAAGGCCUGGUCAGGAUCUGGGCCCAUGAAGCACUCCGCCUCUUCCAGGACAGAUUGAUUGAGGAUGAGGAGCGGAGAUGGACUGAUGAAAAUGUAGACAUGGUUGCUCUGAAACACUUCACCAACAUCAAUCGUGAUGCUGCACUAGGACGGCCAAUCCUGUUCAGUAACUGGAUGUCCAAGGAUUAUGUACCUGUAGAUCGGGAGGAUCUGAGAGAAUACACCAAGGCUAGACUCAAGGUGUUUUAUGAGGAGGAGUUGGAUGUACCCCUUGUGCUGUUUGACGAGGUGUUGGACCAUGUCCUCAGAAUCGACAGAAUAUUCCGCCAGCCACAAGGUCAUGUCCUUCUGAUUGGUGUCAGUGGAGCCGGAAAGACAACUCUAUCAAGAUUUGUGGCCUGGAUGAAUGGCCUGAGUACUUACCAAAUCAAGGUACACAACAAGUACACAGCAUUUGACUUCGAUGAGGAUUUGAGGAUUGUGCUACGUCGCUCAGGUUGUAAGGACGAAAAGAUUGCUUUUAUAAUGGACGAGUCCAAUGUGCUAGACUCCAGCUUCCUGGAGAGAAUGAACACUCUGCUAGCCAACGGAGAAGUUCCAGGUCUGUUUGAGGGGGAUGAGUACACCACCCUGAUGACCCAGUGUAAGGAGGGAGCCCAGAGGGAAGGACUCAUGCUGGACUCUGGGGAGGAGCUGUACAAGUGGUUCACAGGACAGGUUAUGAAGAACCUCCAUGUAGUGUUCACCAUGAAUCCAUCGUCAGAAGGUCUGAAGGACAAGUCGGCUACAUCCCCUGCUCUCUUUAACAGGUGUGUCUUAAACUGGUUUGGAGAUUGGUCCAAUGGAGCUUUGUUCCAUGUAGGGAAGGAAUUUACCAACAAGAUUGAUUUGGAGAAGUCUAAUUACAUUGCUCCAGACUAUCUGCCAGCUGCCUACGAGGGUCUGUCUGCGUCACCGUCCCACAGAGAGGCUGUGACCAAUGCAUUUGUCCAUGUCCACCUGUCAUUACACCAGGCCAAUGCCCGUGUAGCUAAGCGAGGUGGUCGCUGUAUGGCCAUCACACCCAGACAUUACCUCGACUUCAUCAACCACUUUGCUAAGUUGUACAACGAGAAGCGAUCUGACCUGGAGGAGCAGCAGCUUCACUUGAACAUCGGUCUGCAGAAGAUCCGGGAGACAGUGGAUCAGGUGGAGGAACUACAGAAGUCUCUCUCUGUGAAACGUAUUGAACUGGAGGAGAAAAACGCAGCUGCCAAUGCCAAACUCAAACAAAUGGUCAAAGACCAACAGGAGGCUGAGAGGAAGAAAAUGACAUCCCAGGAAAUCCAGGUGGCCCUUAUUGAGCAGACAAAGAUAAUUGGAGAGAAGUCCGCCAGUGUGAAAGCUGACUUAGCUGGAGUAGAACCUGCCGUCAUAGAGGCACAGCAAGCUGUGAAAGGAAUAAAAAAGAAGGACCUUGUGGAGAUCAGGACCAUGUCCAAUCCCCCUCCCCCUGUCAAGCUAGCCCUCGAGGCCAUCUGUCUCCUUAUUGGAGAGAGUGCCUCUGACUGGCGUACCAUCCGAACUGCAAUUGUCAAGGACAACUUCAUCUCCAACAUUGUCAAAAUGCACAUUGAGGACAUCAAGGAUGACAUCCGUCACAAGAUGAAGACUAAAUACAUGGCUAACCCCGAGUACAACUAUGAGAAAGUGAACCGUGCCAGUUUGGCCUGUGGUCCUAUGGUCAAAUGGGCUAUAGCACAGCUAAACUAUGCAGACAUCCUGAAGAAGGUGGAGCCUCUGAGAAAUGAGUUAAAGGGACUAGAAAACCAGGCAGAGGAGAAUCGUCUGAAGGGCGAUGAAGUCAACAAGCUAAUUGGGGAUUUAGAGCGCAGUAUCUCAAAGUACAAGGAGGAAUAUGCUGUACUCAUCUCUCAGGCUCAGGCUAUCAAGUCCUCUCUCUCAUCUGUACAAGCCAAGGUUGAAAGAAGUGUUGCAUUGCUGAACAGCCUGGGGAAUGAGAAACAUCGCUGGGAGGCAGGUAGUGAGACCUUUAAGAGUCAGAUGGCCACCAUUAUUGGUGAUGUCCUCCUGUCAUCCGCCUUCAUGGCCUAUGCUGGUUAUUUCGACCAGCAAAUGAGAAGGAAUCUAUUCACAAGCUGGUCAUCCCAUCUCCAGCAGGCUCAUAUUCAGUUCAGGGCAGACCUGGCCCGAGUGGAGUACCUAUGCAAUGCUGAUGAGAGACUGAGGUGGCAGGCUAAUACCUUGCCAGCAGAUGAUUUGUGUGCUGAAAAUGCAAUUAUGCUGAAGCGUUUCAACCGUUACCCACUCAUCAUCGACCCAUCUGGUCAGGCUACAGAGUUUAUCAUGAAUGAGUACAAGGACAAAAAGGUCACCAAAACCAGUUUCCUGGAUGAUGCCUUUAGGAAGAAUCUAGAGAGUGCCCUUAGGUUUGGAAACCCAUUGCUUGUUCAGGAUGUGGAAAGCUAUGACCCUAUCCUGAAUCCUGUGCUGAAUCGUGAACUGCGUAGGACAGGUGGACGUGUUCUCAUCACUCUCGGGGACCAGGACAUUGACUUGUCUCCAUCCUUCACCAUCUUCCUCUCCACUCGUGACCCUAAUGUUGAUUUCUCCCCUGAUCUUUGCUCCCGUGUGACCUUUGUCAACUUCACAGUGACCAGGAGUAGUUUACAGGAUCAGUGUCUGAACCAAGUUUUGAAGGCAGAAAGGCCGGAUGUUGAUGCGAAGAGAUCUGACCUGCUCAAAUUACAAGGUGAAUUCCAACUGCGACUCCGUCAACUGGAGAAAUCUCUACUGGGCGCUUUAAACGAGUCCAAAGGUCGUAUCCUUGACAACGACAGCAUCAUCACUCACCUAGAGACGCUUAAGAAUGAGGCAGCCGAGGUGGCUAAGAAGGUGGAGGAGACUGACAUUGUGAUGGCCGAGGUAGAGGCGGUGUCACAGCAAUACGUGCCCCUGGCUCAGUCCUGUAGCAGUAUCUACUUUGCUCUCGAAGGUCUAAAACAGGUCCAUUUCCUGUACCAGUAUUCACUGCAGUUCUUCCUGGAGAUUUUCCACUCUGUUCUGAGUAGUGACAACCUGAAAGGCAUGAAGGAAUACUCUGCUCGUCUCUCCUCAAUCACCAACAACAUCUUUACGGAGACAUUCGGGAGAGUGGGACGUGGUAUGCUCUACCAAGACAGGAUCACAUUCGCCAUACAGAUGUGUAGGAUCUUCCUCAAGGGAUUCAAAGGUGAGAACACCUAUGAAGAUGAAUUCAACUAUUUCCUGAGGAAUCAGGAAGCUGUGUUAACAGAAAAACCAGUGUCAACCAUCCAGGGCCUUACUGCACAACAGCAAGCCUCAAUGUUGAGACUGUCGAAGCUGAAGGCCUUUAAGUCACUGGAGAAGGAGAUCCGGGGAAAUAGUGAGUUUCAAGCCUGGCUGGAGAGCUCCACACCAGAACAGGACGUUCUGACCAUGUGGGAUGACAGCAAACCUCUAAGUUCAGUUGGAACGGCAGUUCAUGGACUUCUAGCAAUCCAAGCAUUCCGACCAGACCGACUUAUUGCUAUGUCUCGUGUGUUUGUUGAGAAAGUGCUCACUGCCAACUUCAUGCAUUGUGCAGAAAAGGAACUUGAUCUGGCAGAUAUCGUUGAAGUACAGAUCAAAGCCAGUACACCUGUCCUCAUGUGUUCUGUUCCGGGAUAUGAUGCCAGUGGACGUGUUGAUGACCUUGCCACAGAACUUAGCAAACAGAUCACCUCUAUUGCCAUGGGAUCAGCUGAAGGCUUCACGCUAGCAGAGAAAGUAAUCAACUCAUCAAGUAAAUCUGGCCGCUGGGUGAUGCUGAAGAAUGUGCACCUUGCUCCCUCCUGGCUUGUACAACUGGAGAAAAAGCUACAUAACCUCACUCCACACCCUAACUUCAGACUGUUCCUCACCAUGGAGAUCAACCCCAAGCUGCCGACCAACCUACUUCGUGCUGGCCGUGUGUUUGUGUUUGAGCCACCACCAGGUGUCUCUGCAAACCUGUUACGUACCUUCAGCACUGUGCCAGCCUCCCGGAUGUGUAAGACGCCUAAUGAGCGAUCACGUCUGUACUUCCUACUUGCCUGGCUCCACGCUAUUGUCCAGGAGAGGAUGCGAUACACACCCCUCGGCUGGGCAAAGAAGUAUGAGUUUACAGAGUCCGACCUCAGGGUGGCCUGUGACAUGCUGGACACUUGGAUUGACUCGGUUGCUAUGGGACGGACCAACCUGCCACCUAACAAGGUUCCAUGGGAUGCCAUUAAGACCCUUCUCUCACAGUGUAUCUACGGCGGAAAGAUUGACAAUGAGUUUGAUCAGCGCCUGUUGACCACAUUCAUCAACAAGUUGUUCUCCCCGAAGAGUUUUGAGGCGGAGUUCAAUCUGGUCAGUAACAUAGACGGCCAUGGCAAGAAGAUCAGCAUGCCAGAUGGUGUCCAGCGUGAGCAGUUUGUACAGUUUGCGGAGCUUUUAGAAGGAGAUAGACAGACUCCUGCCUGGCUUGGUCUGCCUAACAACGCAGAGAAAGUCCUUCUUACCAACCGUGGUUCUGCAAUGAUCGCUAAGCUCCUGAAGAUGGAAGUUUUGGAGGUUGAUGAUGACGACGAGCUAGCUUAUGGAGGAACACCAGAGGAUGAACAGAAACGACUGGCUGAUGGCCGUCCUGCCUGGAUGAGGACGCUCUACUCCUCUGUGUCUACCUGGCUUAACCUCAUACCCAAGGACCCCGAAGAGCUGUUGACGUUGGGUUCGAUGAAGAGGACGUUUGACAACAUUCGUGACCCACUUUUCCGUUUCUUUGAGCGUGAGGUGAAUGCAGGAGCAAGCCUGUUGAUGGACAUUCGCCAGGACCUAAAUGAUGUGUCACUGAUUUGUCAGGGUGAAAAGAAACCAACUAAUCAUCACAGGGCUAUGAUGGCAGACUUGGCUAAAGGAAUUAUCCCACAGUCUUGGCAUCGCUACACCAUACCUUCUGGAAUCACUGUCAUACAAUGGAUCACAGACUUCUCUCUCCGAGUCAAACAGCUGCAAAAUAUUGUAGUCACUACCCAGCAGGGCGGGGCCAAGGAACUUAAGAACCUGAAUGUUUGGUUGGGAGGUCUGUUUAUCCCUGAAGCCUACAUCACUGCCACACGCCAGUAUGUCGCCCAGGCUAACAGUUGGUCACUGGAGGAACUCUACCUAGAGGUGAAGGUGAUGGAUGGGAAGGGUACAGCCGCUAUUGAUCCCUGCAGCUUCGCCAUCACAGGCCUAAGACUUCAGGGUGCUGUGUGUAAGAAUAACAAGCUGCAGCUCUCGACCACUAUAUCCACUGACCUACCGGUCACUCUGCUCUGCUGGAUCAGGUUGGAUGGAGCAAAGAAGGAAGGAAAGGUCACUCUGCCAGUGUAUUUGAAUGCCACCAGAGGGCAGCUCCUGUUUACCCUGGACUUCGACACCGAGGGUGAAGGAUCGGGAGAGGGGCAUAGCUUUUACGAGAGAGGUGUGGCUAUGAUCUCCUCUGACCUGGGAUAGAGGCGAUGGACAGUGUUCUAUCUCACUGGGUCAUAGAUAAACUUACUUCACUUCUGUUUGGACAAUUCUAGUUUUGAUGCUUCCAACUAAGCAAAUUAAGUUAAUGAUAUAUGUCAUAGACUGUAGAUUGUUUAAUUUUGGUGUUGUGGACAAAUGGUAUACACAUAUAUGUACAGGUGUUGUAUGGUACCUGGUAUUAAACUUUAACAUUAUACUGUAUGGUGAUAGCUAAAUUUUAACAUUGUACACAGAUUGUAUGUGUGUGGUGAUACAUAGCCUAUGUGUAGUUAUGAGAAAAAUAUAAUAUAAUCCUGCAUCCUGCGUGAAAUACAGAAUACAGGCUCCUACGUCGACGAUGAUGACACAAGUGAGACGAUCUGUGUGCGUGCCAAGGUGAAGGUCACCUUGUUCCACACAAGAAAUGACUGUCAGUGUAGUACUGCUGCUGUAAGAUCAGCCCACCUCAGUAACCCAGAGGAUAUCUGGCCAUUAUAGUGAUGUGCCAGAAUAAACUCGCUUUUAACAAUGACAUUAUUUAACAUUAAGGUUGUAGUUCCCACUACACAGGUGGGCUUGUCUUCAGCUGUCGCAGCACACUAGACUAUAUAGACUACUAGUGCUUACUGUAAUCCAGUUACCCCCUUGUCCUUCAUUGUUGUAUUCAAGUAUCAAAGACACAUUCUCCCCUCCAACACAAACGAUUUACUUAUCCCUUCACUGUUGUAUCCGAGUAUCAAAGACACUUUCUCUCCUCCAACACAAACGAUUUACUUAUCCCUUCACUGUUGUAUCCGAGUAUCAAAGACACUUUCUCUCCUCCAACACAAACGAUUUACUUAUCCCUUCACUGUUGUAUCCGAGUAUCAAAGACACUUUCUCCCCUCCAACACACUAUUUCCUUCGCCCUUCACUGUUGUGUCCGACUAUCAAACACUUCCUCCUCUCUAACUCAAGAUUUAUUUAACCCUUCCCUAUUGUAUCCAAGUAUCAAAGACACAUCCUGGUGUAUAUGAGUAUCAGACACUUCCCCCUCUCUAACACAUCAUAUGAACUUUAAUCCUUCACUGUUGUAUAUGAGUAUCAAAGACACAUCCUUCUGCCUAAGUAUGACCCACAUAAUGUCCUUUGUAAUUAUUGGACAUUUUCCUAGUGCAUAUAUUUCACUAUUGUAACCUGAGUUUUGAAAAAGACAUUGUUUUUAGUGCUUCUGUAUAGCGUAAGGCUCAUAGAGCUCAUUGAGUGUUGACUGGCUUUUUUUUUCAACCAAAUUUGGAAACAAAAAUUCAGCUAUACUAAAGGUAACAGAUAUUUAAAAACAAAUAAUAUUUGUUGUAGAUUCAGUAAGCUACAUUGCUUUGGUGCAAAUUAGAAAUUAAUAAUGAAAAUAAAAAGAUGUUCUCUUCUGAA